AUGACACAAAGGGGUACCAUGGGCGAAGCCGUGGGCAAGGCCACAGACGAUGCCACGGCAAAGCCAUGGGUGGCGCUAUGGCCAGUGGAGAAGGCGAUGCCAUGGAGGAGUUGGGCAUUGGAGUUGGGCGACGCCAUGGGGGAGCUAGGCGCCAGAGGACAGCUGGCUAGCAUUGGCAGAAGGCAAUCUGUGCAGUCUCUGAACUGGUUGAUUUUACCGGAAUUUGACAAGUGUAAAAGAGAAAUGAGUACCCGUGGAGUGUUUGUGUGUCGUACAUGCGGUUAUGGCUCCGCAAAGAACUUGGAAGAGUUUUCAACACAUGUACAAGCCUGUAAAGCUAAGGCGAACAAGAAGAAGAAGAAGGCGGAGGAGGAGGCAGCGGCUGCAGAGGCAGCAGCGGCAGCUGCGGCAAGUGCUGCAACAAAGAAACUUANGGCAGCGGCUGCAGAGGCAGCAGCGGCAGCUGCGGCAAGUGCUGCAACAAAGAAACUUAAACGGAAAUAA
Messenger RNA from Ilex paraguariensis (yerba mate), 504 nucleotides. The record is from the annotation of a GenBank genome assembly. NCBI's taxonomy places the organism in Eukaryota, Viridiplantae, Streptophyta, Magnoliopsida, Aquifoliales, Aquifoliaceae.